AUGGAGAAAUCUCUCUCUCCUAUUGGUGAGAUGGAAAUGUCUGUUGUAACAACUGCAACAGACUUGCCCUCUGGCACUGAUACCAAUACCAUCUCCACUACGACCACAACUAGCUGUGACAUCUGUGGAAAAGCAUUCAGUCGCCGAUACUAUCUAAAGGUGCAUCGUCGGAUCCAUACAGGAGAACGUCCAUUUAAGUGCAACUUAUGUGGCUAUGCCUUUAGCCGCAGUGACCACUUACUGAAGCACAAACGUCCAAAUAAGGGCCUGCGGAAACUAAGUUGUGUCCCCCAACCACACCUCACUGAUGAAGAUGUUGCAGCUGCCACUGUGGUUGAAGAUCCUACAGCUCUACCUGAACAUCAGGACCUGGGAAUCAGCAUCGGAGUUGUUACAAAUGCAGAUGAUAUUACCAAUGGUCAAACUCAGAUUACAGAGACAGCUGUCAAUGAGCUCACAGUUAAUGAGAUCAGUGUUGACCAUGUCAACUUCUUGCACAGUGCCGGAGUUGAGGUAACUCUCCAACCUCAAGUGACCUUAGAUGGUCAACACAUAGCAGUUGCUGUCCAUCCACAAGUUGACUUGGGUAAUCAUACAAAUAUCUUGCACUUUGCAAAUGUGUCUCAUCAGAUUGACGUGCAUACUACCUAA
Messenger RNA from Acanthosepion pharaonis, 651 nucleotides. The record is from the annotation of a GenBank genome assembly. NCBI's taxonomy places the organism in Eukaryota, Metazoa, Mollusca, Cephalopoda, Sepiida, Sepiidae.